CGCUUAUCCUCUUCAGCGACCUUUCUCAUUCCCAUUCCUGGACUAGAGCCAGGCAUCUUGGUUCGUCGUUACCGGUAGUAACUUCGUCAUCGAUGGGCACGGUAUUGGUGGCGUUCAAGGAAACGGGCAGACUUGGUGGACGACCUUCACCAACAGGACCAGGCAAGAUGGAGACGGUCGACCAAUAUCUUUCACUCUCAACAAUGUCACGAACGGCUUCGUACGCGAUUUUCGCGUAGAAUCGCCCCCGUUUUGGUGCAAUACCGUGUCUCAUUCGAAGAAUGUGACUUAUGAUGGAAUGCACUGUAAUGCGACCAAUCAGGAUCCCAUGUUUGCGGGAAAGAACAUUGUUCCUAAUACCGAUGGUAUCAACACCUACAGAAGUGAUUCAGUCACCAUGCGGAACUGGGACAUUACGUCUGGGGACGACUGUCUAGCUAUCAAAGGUAAUUCAACAAACAUCAUCGCCGAGAACAUCACUUGUCAUGGAGGAAACGGGAUCGCGUUCGGAUCGCUUGGUCAAUAUGCUAAUUUGACCGACAUUGUCGAGAAUGUCCAUAUGAAGGGGCUGACGUUGGAACGGAUCGAUCCUCGAGUACAACCUAACAUGGGUAAUGGAGUGUACUUCAAAUCGUGGACUGGUACAGUGAACGGACAACCUCCCACCGGUGGAGGUGGCGGUGGAGGUUUCGUGCGGAAUGUUACCGCUGAAGAUGUCAAGCUCGACCGUGUUGAUCGUGCCAUUCAUCUUUUUCAAACGAACGGAGGCCAUUCGAACGACCUUCCUUCCAAGCUCAUGUUUAGCCAACUCCACUUCAAAAACUGGUCAGGGACGACGUUAACCAGUGAAAUCAUCAAUUUCAGUUGUAGCCCCGCGGUAGGUUGCGAUGUUAUAACGUUUGAAGAUUUCAACGCAACUGUGCCAGCGGGCCAAACUCCGCAAUUUACCUGUCAAAAUGUGUCCCACCUAUCGGGAUUACCGGGUCCUUGCGACUGAAGCUUUACACCAGCGCUGUUCAAUGACAUUGUUUGAUUUGUCUGGAUGCAUCUGUAAACCUUGCUACAGCCCCUUACACAAGCGAGACGUGAACCGAUUGAGUCAAUUGACUAAGCGCUUGGAAGCCUGCUUCUCCUGGAACUUCAUGUGGGUAUCGACUGAUGGCCAUCCAAUCACCUGC
Molecule: messenger RNA, 1178 nt
Organism: Marasmius oreades (fairy-ring Marasmius)
Lineage: Eukaryota; Fungi; Basidiomycota; Agaricomycetes; Agaricales; Marasmiaceae
Exons: 12
Coding region: 299-997 (232 amino acids)
Biological process (GO): carbohydrate metabolic process
Molecular function (GO): polygalacturonase activity
Source: RefSeq, a predicted model, not a curated record